AUGGACGACACUUCUAAUGUACCGCUUGCUGGUGCGCAGUCUGGUGUACCACCGCCUACAGCACCUGUUACAGUACUGUCAAAUGAUGUGGACUCUGAUGUUAGAUUAUCAGAGCUCGUGAAAAAGAUAAUCGGCCAUCGCACUUUUGAAUUCGAAGGAGGAUGUACGGACUUAUUCGCCGAACUUCAAGCAACCCUCGCGUCGGGUGAAUUACCAUUCUCGACUCCACUUUCCCGGUCCUCUGAUGAGGAGCACGAACUCUUCGACGACAGUGCUCCCAAUUUCGGUGUUGAACUCCCCAGUGAUGCGAACUUCGAUACGGUCUCGAUGAACAGCCCAACAUAUCCGUGGCCCUCGAAAGCCCACUUCCUCACGUCCCUGCUUUUUAGCUCUCCCCGUCUCCCGUUCUCCGAGACCCAGAAGAGAGCUAUACUCAAUUGGGCUGUAGAUCUUGGCGCUCAGAAUGUCCCCUCUUUGGGUUCGAUGAAGAAGUGCCACACAUACCUGGAUAAUCUAGUCGGCAAUCCGACUCAGAAAGUUACAUCUCGCUCUGGUGAUGUAUUUUACAUCAACAACAUCGCAGAAGCGAUUGCAAAGGACUAUUCGAAUCCCUUAACUCGGUUCGCAAUGAAGGAUUACCCCGAAGAUGGUGGCGAGGGCAUGUCACAGGUCUUCAACGGGACGAAGAUGUUGUUAGAUCUUCCGUCACCGCCAGCAAUUCGAGUGAACGGAACGAUUUAUUUUACAGAUGAACUACUACAGGAUAACUCUGGAGACUACUUCAUUCCAGAGCGCUUUUUUUACGCUUCACCUCCCGUGGACUCAGACGACGACGACAACGAACUCCACAAGCAUGUGGACACGAAGCUCUUAUACUCACUUGGUCGGGCAGUCGAACGAACAGAUGUACGUGGUCGUCGCUCAUCUAUAAUGACAUAUAAGCUAAUAUACUAA
Messenger RNA from Suillus clintonianus, 954 nucleotides. RefSeq lists its product as uncharacterized. The transcript has 4 exons. The record is from RefSeq and is a predicted model, not a curated record. Lineage: Eukaryota; Fungi; Basidiomycota; Agaricomycetes; Boletales; Suillaceae. Bases 1 to 954 code for a protein of 317 amino acids.